AUGAGACGCCACUGGAGUGAUGUCCAUAAUGUUAGUGGGCCGGAUGAUUUUGCUUCUCACGCGCGCUCAGUGAAGCUUCAAACAUUCUUUCGUGGUACCAAACUCAAGUAUUUCGAGGUCUCGAUGGCAAGAGCUGCGGAGUCACAGGGUUCGGAUGAAGGGGGUGGGGAUGGCAGGCAGAACUCCGGUGUGAAUGAAGUGCCGUCAGCAGCACAACCGAUGUCACUUUCUGAGCUUUCUCCCGUGGUGGACCUGGAGACAUUGGCCUACUUCCAUCAUUUUAUCAUUACAACGUGUUUGACACUUCCUCGAGUCGAGGAUUCCCCAACAGCGUCACAAUAUUGGGGGACGUAUAUUGUUUCGUUGGGUCUACAACAACGGUGGCUGAUGUGUGGAUUGCUGGCCAUUUCUGCAUACCAUUCAGCUGUGCUCAAGGAUGAAAAAACAGCACAGCAAAAGCAUCGUGAACGGGCGACAAUCCUCCGUUCCAAAUUCUUGGUCGGCUUCAACGAAAUGAUUCACAAUAGUUCAAACGUUGCGUCCACCGAGGCUUUCGGGCAAAUGAGAAGUGCCGCAAUUCAAAUAAGGGGCAUUUUGAGCUGUGCGCGAUGGACCUUGACUGGAUUCGCUGCGAAUCAAGAGAAUGUCCUAGGUCCUGCCACAUCCACAUCUUGGCUACAGUCUUUACUAUCUGAUGUUCGAGACUUUUCGUCUUAUCAGCUAGGAAACUCUUUUAAAUUUGAGCAGAGUACGGGCAGUGAUCUUCAAACAUCUUUGGCUACGAAUAGCCCGCGAGCUGCCACCGCAGCACCGACUCUGCUACUCAACCGUCUUCAGCUGCUCCCUUAUCGCAUGGCCGAGAUAUUCGGGAAACCAGAUGGUGAACAAGAUGCGCCAGCUAUUCUACUCGGUAUUGCAACAUUGGUACAAUGCUGUAACAGCGUCUACGAGUCCAAUGUUUUAUCAGGGGGUGGCAAGGUAUAA
Penicillium crustosum is the source of this 984-nucleotide messenger RNA. RefSeq lists its product as uncharacterized. NCBI's taxonomy places the organism in Eukaryota, Fungi, Ascomycota, Eurotiomycetes, Eurotiales, Aspergillaceae. Gene Ontology annotation, molecular function: DNA-binding transcription factor activity, RNA polymerase II-specific. The coding region runs from base 1 to 984 and encodes 327 amino acids. Gene Ontology annotation, biological process: regulation of transcription by RNA polymerase II. The transcript has a single exon. The record is from RefSeq and is a predicted model, not a curated record.